UUGACGCAUGCCUCACAUGGGUCUGGAAGGCAGAGAGAUCCUCAGCCACUGUCCAUGGUUCUGAAAGCAGUCAUUUCAGGAACAAAACCCCGAGAGGAGAUAUCAACUCCAACUACUACAAAUAGGACCACAUGCAAACAAACAACUCAACGAAAAUUCAUCUGAAGCCGGGCUUCCAGCUGGCGUGACGUGAAAACAAGACCUAGAAUCUGCCUAGCUCCCCUUCACCUGCAAAACCUGUUCUGUCAGGCCAUGACAAGCAACUGCCAUGCAUCACUUGUCCUUACCAUCAUGGUCCUCUUCACAUCUCUGUCUUUCCGUCACCUUUCCACAUCCAGCCAGGUUUCCACUAUUCGAGACAGCCCACCCAGAGAAGUUCUUUCCAGGCUGACAGAAUCUGAAAACAAGGAAGGAAUGCUGGAGAGCCUUGAAAUAGGCUCAAAAGACCAAACUGAGCAGAAGGAGGAGCUCUUUGAAGAUGUUGAUCCCAAAAGACUAGCAGCUGUUUUACUGGAGGCACUGAACCACACAUUUGUGAAAAGAGAGAGAAAUGAAGGAAAAUACAAUAGCAUAGAUGGGAUACAGACUGAGAGAGAUAAAAUCAAUAAAGAAAAACCAUUCAAUGAGAGAGUGACCAGAGAAAGAGAUCAACAGAAAGAGGUGGAGCUGCUUUUUGCUUCACAGGGUAAGGACAGGGAAAGAGAAGAGGAAGAGGUGAAGAAGAAAGCCCUGGAAGAGGAGAGGAUAACUGAAAAGGUGACAAGCCAGAUCACAAGUCAGAUGAUCCAAAUUCAAACAAAUAAACAAUUCAGUGAUUCACAUGGAACACCAGAGAAUGAUGGUGCUCGUCAACAGGGAUCAUCCAACCCUGUGCAAAACAGCUACGAAAAGGAAGAGCUGCUCAAUCCAGAGGAGCUAAAGAGUCUUGAGACCAUGAUGAAAGAGUUUCCACGUCUUAACACUGAGAGAUAUGGUGUUUCAGAGCUGAAGCAGAGACACACCAGAGGAUAUAAAAGCUACAAUGGCAUCAUUCCAACACAUAAAGGCAGUGACCUCACCAUGACCAAAAAAAAAUUAAAAUGGCAGGAAGAAACACAGAAAGGAAUAUAUUUCCCAACAUUUAAUGGAGACGAUUCUAUAGAAGAUAGCAACUAUAUUAGCAAAGCAACACAGCUUCCGUCUCCAACCACACAGGAAGAGAUGCAAGAUGAUGACACAGAAGAGAAAGAUUAUGAGGAAAUGCUCAGCCCAAAGGAGGAGGAAGCUCAAGCCAACAUAGAGCAGGAGGAGAUGAUGAGGCAAGCAGCAGAGGCAAAAAAGGCCAAGAUGGAAGAAGAAAAGUUGGCUGAUAUUGCCUCAGACAUGUUGCUCAGCUACAUGGUGAAACAAAAUAAAGGUGACAAGAAGCACAAUUUGUUUGUGUUGAAUGCUGCAGAAGAUAAGAGAUCAGAUGAGAACCAGAAGUUGACAGAGGAAGAUGACAUUGAUCCUCAGACCAUUGACAAGUUGAUUGAGAUCUCCAGCAAGUUGCACCUCCCUGCUAAUGACGUUGUUGACAUAAUCAUUGAUGUUGAGAAGAAGAAGAAAGAUCUACCAUCUGAAAUGACAUUGUUACAGCAGGAUGCUUCAUCACCACUUUCUCCUUCUUUUCAUUCCAGUUGGCAUGUUUCAACAAAUCAAAAUAGCGUUCCAGUCUCUAAGAUAAAAUCUCCACCUGAAAAUAUCCUUAAAAUGUGGUUUCAAGAAACAAAUAUACCAAAAUCUGAUGUUUCUCAAAGAAAACUACCUAAAACUUUUCUUUCAUAUCAUAAUUUGUCACCCAAGCCUGAGAAGCCUUUUUUAUUAAAGCAGGAACGCUGGUUCAAAUUACCUAGGACUGUUUGGCCUGGCUACUACUUGUAUCCAUACUCCUACUCUACCUACCAACAGAGGAAACCCAUUUUGGGUUACUACCCUUACUAUUUUCCUCCUGUUUCAAGGCCUAAACCCAAGUACUACUUGCCUAAACCUGCUGUCACACUGAACAACUAUUUUGGUAAUUCUAAGAAAGACCCACAUAAUUUCCCUCCAAAAAGACAUUAUCAAAGCUUGGUCCAACGUCAGCUAAAGAAAUCAUAUGCAAGUCCCCAGCAUAUGUCUUUCUACUCCAGCUACUACCCAGUUCUUUACUACCAGCCAUUUCAGCGAAUACCUGCUUCCCAAGCCCAUUCCCCUCCUCAAACAGCUGCUAGACAAGAGCAGUUUUUAAUCUCUGCUUUGGAACUUCCAGUCAUAAAAAACAAAGAUUAUCAUGAGGGUGGAAAGCAACCAGACAGUAGUGUCCAUGACGAUGUCGAUGUGGAGAAAUACAUACAGCAAAGUAUCAUGAACAGAGCACAGAGGUUAGACUAAUACGGAAAUAAUAUAAACAUUAAGGUAUUGGUGUGAGGCAAAGUUAAAAAAAAUUAGGGAGCAGAAAAACAUAUUUAUUCAAUGUGUUUUAGUAUUAGAUUUGUUAACAUUUGAACCACAUUUCUUCUUUCUGUUUGAUUGGUCUAGAUGUGAAUGUGGUCAAGUUCUUUAUCAUAUUGUAAAGAUUUUGGAUAGGGCUGGCUGAAACAUAAUGAACGUAGCCUGUUGGUCCAACCAAGAUUGUGGUCAAGAUUGUGAUCAUACUACAUGACAACUAUCUAAAUAUCAACGUUUGUGAUGUUAAAGGAGAAUUAUUUAGAAAAGUGAAUAUGGAGUGGAGGAAUCAUCUGAUCUUCAGAAUCCUGGAAACAUAAUAAAAUUUGAUGAAAUGACAAAACUCUUUACAUAGCUCACCACCGUCAGGGUGUGAAUGUGUGUGUGAAUGGGUGAAUGACUGACUGUAGUAUGAAGCGCUUUGGAGGUCGUCAAGACUAGUUAAAAAGCGCUAUACAAGUACAAGCCAUUUACCAUUUACCAUAAACAGAUGUAUGUCGCUUCACCUGAACCACAGAUUUACUGUGUGUAGAUUAUAAGAAGAGGCCAAUGCUUUAAAUGAGGCUAAAUUACUUCUAAAGGAAAUAAUUACCCAAAAUAUAUUUUUUCAUGUUCAAAAAUCCCUUAACAAAAGCAACAACAAAAACUACACCAUGUGGCUCAAGGUUUAAUAGCGUCAUCUUUAGCAGCAGUAAUUUGAGGUAAUUACUUUCUGUGUGACCUGAGGAGUUGAUACCUCAUUGUUGGGGGCAUCAACAAUCACACUCUUUCUGUGUCAGUUCAUCGACUAGUGUGCCCUGCCUCACCAGAGGAAAUAGAAUACUCGUUGGUCAAUCUAGAAACAGCAACGUCUGUAUUCUGUCCUGCAACAACAAAAAGUCAAAUUAAAAAUGUUCCCCCUACUGUGUUUAUGUUUGUUCCACUAUGUUGUCUUUGUUUAUCUUCAGAUGUAGGGAUGCAUGUCUUUGUCCAGUCAUCUUUCUUUUUUUGUUUCAGAUGUUUUAAGGUUAUUUUCAAAGUACACAUGCCGCAAUACAAAACUAAGCAAAGUUGUAUUAUAUUUUUAAAGAGAAGAGCUGCAGUUAUGGCAACCCUUUCAAACAAACCAGAACGUGAGCCAAACUUACUAAAAUAGUCAUUGUAUCACAAACUGAUUAGACUCUACAUACAGUUUCCAAAUGGGAUAAAAAAUACACGUUAUCAUGAUGAGAAGGACCAUAGACACGAAUGUCUUAAAAUACUUUAAUAAAGUUUUAUGUCCUCAUGAAUAGAAAUGAAAAAAAAACAUUUACGUGACCUUCAUUAAUAAAAUAUUGUACCACAUUGCAGAGAAUAUUUCAUACAGAGAACAACAAGCAUCACAUAAUGGCUUGCACUCAUGAUGACUCAUCCUUUUGCAUAACUUAAAGUACCGUGUUGCUAUGGUACCAAAGCCUGGCAAAGUGUCUGUAGGGCAUUCUUAUAUAGCUAAUGUCUUCAUAGGAUGGUGCUGCUUGAAUGCAUUAACUGAGGCUGGUUUCAGCAUCGACUGUGGUAAUUAUUAGCUAGGUCACAUAUCCAUAAUUAACUUCAUAAAAACAGCCAGUUGCUGCUUCUCAAGGACUGUUCACAGGGGACUUUGAUUUCUGAUAGCUCAAAAACUUAACUUAACCCUAACAUAUACAGUAUCUGAAUUGCUUAAAAUUUGAGUAUUUGUUGAUUGUUUUAGUGCUUUUCAUGAAAAAUACCUUUUAAUAAACAAUCAUAAAUGGGAACCAUGGAAGGCAACCUGUAAGCUGUUAUCAAGAGGUUAAUGUUACCUAAAUUAAGCUUAAGACAGUUCAAUUGUCCUUAUAUGUCGGUUUUCAUCCUUUAAAAUAUGAGAAGGAAAUUGUUUGAGAUAAUGAUAACAUUGGUAGUAAAUUAUAAAAACAUAAUUUUUUGCUAUUGUUCAAUGUUCAGUUUAUAUUUUAGAAGCAGGAAUGUUUACAAUAGAUGUUUGGUUUGGUUGGUGGCCUAUAAAUCCCAGAAAUUCUUAUCAAGCCAAGAAGAAGAAUUUCAAAAACGAAGUCUUUUAUCAACAGAGUGGAGUGAAAGCAAGAGAUGUGUUGUAAAACAAGUUUUCUGUAUUUUGAUCAUUUGUUGGUCUGUUAUGAAGGUAAGAUGGGGAGUAAAAGGCCUGUCUUAAGAAUGUGCCCUUCAGAAAAGAGACCAGUGUUUGCAUAUUAAUGUAUAAAUGCAUCUAAAAAUUGCAUUAAUUUUAGAAAUACAAAAAAUAAAAAGUUUAAAGAAACAAUGACUUCAGUACAAGUAACAAACAUGAGCUAUGUUUGUGUGUGUUGGUCUUUCUAACUGUACUUCGUAAAUGUCAUAAUAAACAAGUUUGCUGAAUGUAAAUAUGUACAUGUUCAUGAUUAAUUUUGCUACACAUGAAAUUAAUAAAGACAAUUAUUUUGUUGCAAUAA
Molecule: messenger RNA, 4889 nt
Organism: Fundulus heteroclitus (mummichog)
Lineage: Eukaryota; Metazoa; Chordata; Actinopteri; Cyprinodontiformes; Fundulidae
Gene: vgf
Product: VGF nerve growth factor inducible
Exons: 2
Coding region: 253-2391 (712 amino acids)
Molecular function (GO): neuropeptide hormone activity
Source: RefSeq, a predicted model, not a curated record